This is a messenger RNA of Camelina sativa (false flax), 1604 nucleotides long. The record is from RefSeq and is a predicted model, not a curated record. Lineage: Eukaryota; Viridiplantae; Streptophyta; Magnoliopsida; Brassicales; Brassicaceae.
GAACAAAACCCUUGGCCAAAAAAAUAGAAAAAACACUUAAGCCAAAAAAAACUUUUCGUGUUUCCCCUUCAGCAUUAUACUCUCUGUACAUCGUCUUCUUCGUCUUUGAUAAUAUGAAAAAGAAGUCCUUAGCCUUGUGAUUCCAAUUUCCGAGGGUUUUUUUAAUUAGGUAUCUAAUCUUUCUUCUUCCUCUUCUUCUUCUGGGCCUUCGCUAGACCCCAAAAUCGAACAAAACAAACCCUAGAUCAUCAAUUGGAGAGAGAGAUGGUAGCUCUUCGUCGGCGAUUCUUUCAAACGGCGCUCUAUCUUGAGGAGAAGAGAUUGACUAAAGAGGAGAAGAGAUUCGAAUCUCACGAGUUUCAAAAUCAGAACCUGAAUCCCUUAGACGAGAUUCACAUGGAGACGAUGGAGCCGACGGAAAAGAAAGAGAAGGAAGUCGCAAUCAAAACCUGCUUAUCCUACUCCUCCUAAUCAACCGGAGUUCAGGUUAUGGAGGAGGUUACUUAGAUCUCUAUCGGUGAUUCAUUGUGGAGGUUUGAUUGACCGUUUUCACCUGUUUCCUUUGUUGGGUUUUUGUCCCUUCUUCCUUCAAUUCUUAUUUCUUAAUCCCUUAACCCGAUUUUUAUUUUUUUUUGUAUAAGUGAUAACUCUCUCUUAUUUUUACAUGGUUUCGAUUUAGAUUCUAGGUUUUUGUUUCAGGUAGCAAUUAUGGUAAUAUUGAUAUUCGUUUAUGAACGAAAAAGUUGGCAUGUGUUAAGACUUAAAAGGAAGGUACCACAAGGUGAGAAGCCAGAACCAGUGAGAACCCACAUGAGGAACAUGAUCAUUCCUGGUGAUCUUGAAAAAUCUCAGCUUGGAUUAGCUUAUAGCUACAGCAGAGCCAAGGUGAAGUUCAGUGUUAACCGAGUGGAUAACAUGGUUAUUCAAGCUAUUUUCCUCCUUGACACCCUUGACAAGGAUAUCAAUUCCUUUGCCAUGAGAGUCAGGGAAUGGUAUUCGUGGCACUUCCCCGAGCUAGUGAAGAUAGUUAAUGACAACUAUCUUUACGCCCGUGUUUUUUUUAUAGCAAUGAAUAAAUGUGUUUUUAGUAUCAAUUGUUCUGAGACGGUUAUUUUCUUACUUGUUGACAGGCCAGGAUUUAUCACCAGUUGACCUGAUCAACGUACAGACCUUUGCUCAGAGAGUUAUGGAUCUUGCUGACUACAGGAAGAAGCUAUAGGAAGAAGCUAACGUACAGACCUAAUUUGGCAACUUUGAUUGGAGAAAUGGAAGGAUGUCUCAGCAAAGAAAAGCAAGAAGAAGAAGGCAAAGGGUGAAGAAGAAGAAGAAGAAGAAGAGGUGGUGGCAAUGGAAGAGGACAAGUCAGAGAAAAAGAAGAAGAAAGAAAAGAGGAAGAUGGAGACAGCAGAGGAGAAUGAAAAAUCAUAGAAGAAGAAAAAGAAAGAGUAAAGCUGGAGGAUAAGAGGAACAUGCUAGUUGUGCUUGUAUAGAGUAUGUAUAAAACUCUAAAUUAAUUAAGAAACACAGCUUAUACAAAUUGCCAUCUUUCUAUAUAACAUUGAAUUGAGGCGCCAUAUGAUAGAUAUCUCUGUGAAUUGAGGCCA